AUGGGCGACUUUAUCAAGAGCGGUAUCGGCGGCGAGGUGACCGAUAGGGCAUUGGCCUCGAUCGGGUCGUCCAAGCCGCUCUGGCGCCUGCUCCCGCUCCCACUGUCGCAGGUGAACGCGCAGGCGGCGACGAAAGCGACGUCGACGUACGGCCGCGCCAACAGCCUGCAGUCAUGCUGUUUGACAGUCAUAUCGCGCGGGUUCGACGAGUACGACCCGGGCCUGCUCGCCCGGCUGCCGCCCCGGCUCGUGCAGCGCGUCAUGGCCCGCGUCGCCUCUGAUCGUGGGUACCGCGCCGACUCGGCCGUGUCCGAGCGCCGGCCGGACGAGGCGACGAUCUGGGCGUUCGGCGCGCUCGCGGACCCGGAGGGCGCGCGCGACGCGGCGCCGAGCCACACGCUCGCCCUCCCGCCGCUCUACUCGCUCCUCCAGAUGCCGCGCAACGAGCUGCUCGUCGGCGACGAGGACUACCCGCUCACGGCCGUGCCCAAGCUCUACGCCUCGCUCCACCCCCAGCCAAGCGUUCGAUUCCUCACGACGCUGACCCUCACGGGCAUGGACGGCAUUGUCAACGAUGCGACAGUCCAGAGCCUCAAGUGGCUCACGCACCUCACCGUGCUGUGGAUGCGGGGCUGCACGCGAGUCACGGACGAGGGGAUCAAGCAGUUGACUUGGUCGCUCGUGCUGCCUGGCGUCGGGGACGAGAGUGAGGGCAGGGGCUUGUGGCGCCUGCGUGCGUGGUACCUGCCUGGGUGUACUGGCGUAUCGGACCGCGCCAUGGCGAGCUUUGCCAAGUGGCCAGGGCUGUCAUUGCUAGAUGUGCGGAAUACGUCAGUAACAGAGGAAAUCGGCAGCGACAUAUUCAACCGCCAGAACCAGGGCGUGUUUGGCGGGCUCCAGCCGGACAUGUCGAACUGUACCGACGGCUUACGGGGGCUGUUCACCACCGAGCCGCCAGAUACCGUGGUCUCCAAGCUCGCACGCACGCUGCUCAAGCCUGACCUACCGGAUGCCGGCCAUGGAAAGCGCCACCUAGCUCUGCACCUCAUCCCCACAGUCCAGUUUCCCGAGCAGAGGUGGUUGCACAACCCGUCCGAGGAGCGACCCCAGAUCAAGGCGUUCUCAAGUACGAGCGCAUACCGUGGCGACGGCGUCGGUAUGGUGUACGGCAAAGGCGCGAGUCUGAUCGCCGACGAGGAGAGGGACUACCGCGCGCGCGUCAGGACGGCAUUCGAGCUUCAGGCCAAGGACGACGAGGACGACCGCAAGGCAGCCGCGGGCGAGGCUUACAUCCCGUGGCAGAUCCAGGAGGCGAUCGACAGAGAAUUGUUCUGGCACCAGCACAAGGUGGACGAGAAGGCGAGGAAGAAGAAACUGAAGGAGGACAUCAAGGCGGGGCGCACCGGGCCAGAGUAUAAGAGCCAUAGCCUCGCCGGCGGGGUCUUUUACGAAGACGACGGCGCGGACGCCCGGUCGCGCAGCUUCGUCGCGGGCGGCAAGCGGCGUGCUCCUGCCGCCAAGGAGGAGGAUGUAGACGACGGGACGGGCGAGGACAGCCUGAUGCUCGUGCGCAUGGUCCACCCGCAGUGGGCGCGGCUGGCCCACACGUCGGCGCGCGACGGGCCGGCGUUCGCCAUGGGCAACGUCAAGCUCGCGGCGCGCAAGGCCAAGGUCGCGGUGGACCUGUCGCUCGGCAUCGAGCUGCCGAGUUCGCAGCCGAGCCAGAGCCAGCGGUGGGCUCCGUCGCAGGCGAGCUCGAGCCCUAUGCGUUCGUCCCCGCCCCCCGAGACCGCGCCGACUCCGCGAACACAUAACCCUUUCAAGGCGAAGGCAGCGGUCGCCAACGCCUUGGGUGUGCGCCCGCUGCGUGCUACGCUGUCUGGCGGUGUCGCGGCCGACGAGGUCAAGCGCGAGCCUGGGGUCGCAGUGAGGCGCGACCCGCUCGCCGAUAUCAAGCUGCCUCCAAGGUCCACGCCGAGUGUGAAGGCCGAGCCGACAAGUCCAGCGAGGGCCAAGCCAGCGGCUACCAAGCCAUUACCCAAAUCGAUCACGACGCCAUUACCGAAGCCAACAGCAAAGCCGGCCCCGAAGACCGCACCAAAGCCAGCCCCAACCAAGGCCCCCAAACCCGACAUCCGCAGCUUCUUCGCGGCCAAGCCUGCCCCUGCUCCCCCCACCACAACACCUGCCAAACGCGCAUCCUCGUCCGUAGUAGACCCGCGCGCACCCAAGCGCUCAUAA
Molecule: messenger RNA, 2241 nt
Organism: Vanrija pseudolonga
Lineage: Eukaryota; Fungi; Basidiomycota; Tremellomycetes; Trichosporonales; Trichosporonaceae
Exons: 3
Coding region: 1-2241 (746 amino acids)
Source: RefSeq, a predicted model, not a curated record